Molecule: messenger RNA, 1023 nt
Organism: Paracoccidioides lutzii Pb01
Exons: 2
Coding region: 1-1023 (340 amino acids)
Biological process (GO): protein processing; SREBP signaling pathway
Cellular component (GO): Dsc E3 ubiquitin ligase complex
Source: RefSeq, a predicted model, not a curated record
AUGACCACUCCCGAUGUCUUUCGAGAUGCGCUGUACAUCGCUGACGUUUCAAACAUCCCCUACGAUGCUCGUGAUGAUGAUGAUGAUGAUGACGAUGAUGACGACGACGAUGGAGACAGAGAUCGUCCCCUAGUGUCGGGGAGGUCUUACCGGAGGGCUGUCUAUGCGAAUUCGAAGAUCGUCCUGCUUGAAAGGUUGCUGCGCGACCUGGAUAUGUUGAUUUACUGCGAGCUGUCUGCCGUGUAUUAUAUGGAUUGCUCAAUCCUCUAUUUCGCCAUCCGCGCCGUAAUCCAGUUCAUUUUCUUCACGCCUAAAGCCGGGCAAUUGCCCGAAUCAUCAACAAAUGAGCCUUCCAUCGUAGCUGUGUUUGCAAGCAACAUAUUUUGCAUUUUGUUUCAUUAUAUAUCAUCCAGUCCUAUGGCCCAUGAGACUUCCCGAGGCUAUUUCCACGGGGGACUUUUCAUCGACUUCAUCGGGCAAAAAGGUCCCAUAUCGAAGUUCCGCCUAUUCCUUCUCGACCUUCUGAUCCUUGCAAUGCAAAUUAUUAUGUUGUGUGUCAUUCUAGAAAAGGAAAGAACGAAACUUCUCUCGAAAACGCCUGAGAUUGCAAAUUCCACGCCUAAUUUGCAGGACCAUGAUUCUGAAGAACGGGGGAUGCUGCGAGAGGACGAGCACUUACCAGGAAUGAGUGAUGAGACGACAACAGAGAGUAUUGAAAUGCGAGAAUUAUCCUCUCCAAAUCAACCUGUGGACAGAAGUAGUGUUCGACUCCUUGAAUUCGAAGCUGGACGGGGAACUCCAGGGUCGGCCAGAGAUAGACAUCCCCGCGACCCUUUUCUAUCAGCUCAGAUACCAAUUGCAGAUAUUGAUGUUCUGCAGAACCUUCGGAAUCAGUGGUACAAUUCCCCCCCAACAACAAAUGGAGGCCAGUCAAGUAGUUCCCAACCAUCAUCGAAUCAAACUGGUAUGAUGAUGCCUUUUCUCCACCGGCGAUUUGGAUUCCAGCUACGCACGAUUUCAUGA